AUGGCAAAAAAUGAUGAUAAGCGACUUGUGAACAAUCAUUUGUUUUUUUGUUUUAAUUUUUUCUCUCUCUCACUCGCUCUCUAUCUAUCUAUCUAUCUAUCUAUCUAUCUAUCUAUCUAUCUAUCUAUCUAUCUAUCUAUCUGUCUACGGUAUGCCGGUGCAGAACAGGGUAGAGGUCCUUCGUAUGACAACUAUGGCUACCGAGAGGAAUUGGCCAGUCGUCUGCACCGUGAUUGGCCAAAUGGACAAAAGCAGAUUUACGUGUCUCAGAGCCCUUUGUACGAUUCUUGGAGUAGCAUGCCAGGAGAGGACAAUAGCAGUUCAAGUAUCAAUUGCAAAAGAUGCUUCAUCAUCUUCGGUAUUAUUUUGUUAAUGUGUGGAAUCAUUGCUGGUAUUGUAGUCGCCAUCUACUUCAGUCAGCGUGAUGCAUAUGUGCAAGAUCAAGUAGUUCCAGGGACGUCUAUGACACCCACACCGACAAUACCAGUUCCACAGGAAGUUCUGAAACAGUUUUUAGUGUCAGUGACGACAGAAGGAAACUAUACUCCAGCGUUGAAUGAUUCAUCUUCCAAAGAAUUUAAAGAGAAAGCGCAAUCUUUUCAAAAAAUGAUGGACAGCAUUUAUAAGAACAGUUCCCUCGCUGGAAGCUACAAAGAAACUAAAGUACUGGGAUUCAGCCAAGGAAGUAUUAAGGUCAAUUUUAUAAUAAUUAUAGUUAUUAUACCUCCUUCACCGACUCCAGCUGCUAGAAAUGUGACCAGUUCUCCUUCAAUAGAUAAUAAUACACAGAAGACGACGACGACGACGACACGAUUACCUGAUCCCAGUAUUAUAAUUUUGCAAACUUUAAAAGAGAUCAUAAAGGAAAAUGCAGUUAUCUUGAAUGUGGAUAUAGCUAAAAAUGGCAGCAUUCAAAUAACAGAAAUUACCACCACUGCUAGACCAACAACAACUCCAAUAAGAACCACACCAAUGACCAGCCAGCGCCCGGACACAACAAAAACUCGUCUACCUUCGCCGACAUCUACGACGAUUAGGGAAAUGGUGACUGAAAGUAUGCGUCCAAGAACGGAAAUCCCCAUUCUACCGCAGACAGAACCAAGUAAGCCUGAAACGAGCAAGAAGCUAACCUCUAUCGAGCCACAGCUUCCAACCGAGAAAUCCACUUCUACACAAGAACUAUCACCUGAAAGCACUAAACCACCAAAGCAAUUUACUACUGCACCUUCCAAUACAAAUGCACCUGCUUCACAGACAACCUUUACACCCGUUACAACUGUAUCUAAUGUUCCGACGUUGGGGAAAACAACUCUAAUACAAGACAUUACUACUGUCACCCAAGCAUACUCUAAACUUGCUACAGAAUUACCGACACAAGAUAUUACUGAUCAUUUCACAAGUGCACAAAAUAGCACGUAUAAAGAGAAAGUAAAUUUCACACCAGGCAGCACUAAGGCAUCAGUAACAUUCUCGCGCAAUUAUACAGUAGUCACUGUUCCUUUUUCGACAAGCAUUACACCAAUUAAAAACCAGACAUCUGAAUCAGGAAUGAUGUACACAAGAACCACUAUAAAACCAUUUAUGACGACUACGACAUCUAUAAAGGGGAAAGAUGAUUGUAACCCACGACUGACCAGCUGUGAAAAUGGCCAGUGCAUCCGGCAUGAAUGGUUUUGUGAUAACCAUGUGGACUGUUUAGACGCUAGCGAUGAAGACGAUGUCCGAUGUGGUAGAAAUACAACAAAACCACCAAAUUCAAAACCUAAAUCAACUGGGAAUGAUCUGGACUGCAAUUUUGAGAGUAAUACAAAAGAAUUGUGUAACUACGAAGCAUCUCCCGGAGUCUACAACUGGAGUGUGAAACGUGGAUCGACUAGUAGCAAUAACACAGGACCGGAUUUGGAUCACACCUAUAUGAGUCCAAAGGGGCAUUUCCUUUUCACGGAAUCUUCCUACGGCAAAUAUAAUGACAAUGCGACAUUGAAAAGUAUCCCAGUGGCUACAGACAACAGAAGCCACAGUUUCACCUUCUAUUAUCAUAUGAAUGGAGCCCACAUGGGUUCUUUGGUGGUUUACUUCAACAUUCUCACACUGAAAGGUUUACAAAGGAUUCUAAAAUGGAGAGAAAGUGGCAACCAUGGUAACAUGUGGCUGAAAGCCUGCAUUGAGAUGCCGAAAGAAACGAAAUUAAGCGUUGAAUUUGUUGCUUAUCGUGGUCUCAACUAUACCAGUGACAUCGCUAUUGACGACAUCAAAUACUCUACUGACAGCUGUAUGAGUGUUUCAUGUACUUAUGAAGACAGUAAUUGUGGUCAUAUCAAGCCAAAUUUUGAAAAUAAAACAAAUUCUAAUUUAUAUACUUGGAGACGUGUUCGGGGAAAUGUUAUGAUAAGCAAGUUGUCGGCACCUAAAAUAGACUUUACUCAAGGAAUGCAGUACGGCGCAUUUUUGAUCGCUGAUUCAAAAUCUGAUUUUGUUGGAAUCGCCGAAUUUGUUGCCGUACGUGGCGACGUUAUUCCUGGUUAUAUUGCGGUAGAUGAUGUAGCCAUCGGCCCGGAGACGAUGUGUAACGGAUUUUCCACCUGUCAGUUUGAAAGCGGAAUCUACUGUAACUUCAAUAUCACAGGCAAAGAUUACAGAUGGAGGCGUUACAAUGACUUAAAGGGUCAUUACCUUAUUGCCAGCGGUAAAGGUGCAGAAGGUUCAAAUUCAAAGCUCUUGUCUCCAAAAUUCACUCCAUUACGCAACUCAAGUAUAAGUAUCCGUUAUGCCAUUCAAGGCACAUCAAUUUUAUCUAUUUGGAUCAGAGAAUAUAUGAACGGAAUUCAAAUAAAAAAAAACAAGUUAUGGACUACUGAAGGAAUGAUGACUGGAGUGCAGACAAUGCCAAGCAUGACAGAAAAUAUCAACUCUCAAGCGAAUUACCUAAUUCAAAACACUAAUAAACGUAUGGACUGGCUGACUGCUUGCAUCAAUAUGCCGAUAGCCAAUGAAAUCUCUAUUGACAUCGUUAGCCGUAAAAUAGAUCAGGAAGGUGGUGAAGUGGCUCUUGAUUGGGUGAAUGUCAAUAUGAAACAAUGCCAAAUUGGUUUGGAAUAUAAUGCGUGUAAUUUUGAUGAGCCAAAUCUAUGUGGUUACGAAAUUGAAUGUCCAUUCAACACACAGUAUAAAUGGAAGCGGAUCUCCGGUUCAACGCCGACAUCUACUACAGGACCUUUGAGGGAUCACACAUUCAACAACACCAUUGGUCAUUAUCUUUAUACCGAAGGCUCAGUGGGCCGUGCCGGUGACAAGGCCAUUGUAACAUUCACAAAUAUACAGACUACUAUAAAUACCAGUAUCAGAUUUUCUUAUUAUAUGAGCGGACGGGAUAUUGGUGCAUUGUACGUAACUGUUGGCAAAUCAGGAAAAAUUAGUUGGAUUCAAGAAGGUAACAAGUCUCCUCUAUGGUACUAUGGUUGUGUUGAUCUGCCCUCCAACAAAACGGUGAAUGUUUCCUUCAUUGGUAUCCAUGGAAACGGUCCUUUAAGUGAUAUUGCAAUUGAUGAUGUCAAUCUAUCUUAUGGCAAAUGUCCAGUGCGCCAUAUUUCCUGCAACUUUGAAAAUGAGAUGAUCUGCGGCUAUACAGGUCUUACGGAACAUGAAAUGAGAACUGAUAAAUCAUUCGAUGAGCAAUGGUUGAGGCUAAAUGGAUCCUCAGCAAUCCUGCCCCAAUUCGAUCACACUUUAAACUCUUCUAAGGGUCAUUUUCUGGCCACGUCACAUCCAUCAAAAAUUAUGUCCCCUCGGAUCGCAUAUGGACAAACUAUGUGCUUACAAUUCUAUUACUACAUCCAAUUGGUGGGACAUUACAAUCAGGAAAUCAGCAGCACUAUCUUCGCAAUUGACGAUGUAAGCAUCAGUUAUGGAAUGUGUCCCGAAACAGUAUGCAGUGAUCAAAUGUUUAAAUGCAAGCAAGACGACAUCUGCAUACCCAACUACAGGAAAUGUGAUUGGAUACAAGAUUGUUCCGAUGGAGUUGAUGAACUGAAUUGCUCUGCCAAUAGGUCGAAUAUCCGAUUGGUUGAUGGCAUCACUUCCGGUGAUAAAGGUCGUGUAGAAAUCUAUGUAAACGGCAGCUGGGGAACAGCCUACAGUCUUCGAUGGUUUGAAAGUAAUGCAAAAGUGGCAUGUAGACAACUUGGUUACACUGGUUUCUCUAAGUCUGUACGUUUUGGAAAGUUUUUCUUUGGGCUGGGCGAUGUCUGGCAAAUCACUUGUAUUGGUAAUGAAACUAGUCUACAGGAUUGUGACAAGGUGAACGUUGUUAACACAAUUUCUCACCUGUAUGACGUCGGAUUGGCAUGUUAUAAUUCAGCUUGUGAGCCAGGAAAGAAAGCCUGUCCGAAGAUAGCCAACAGUUCAGUUGUAUACUGUUUGGAUUCUAGUCAGUUCUGUGAUGGUGACAUCGAUUGUCCGGGUAAAGAAGACGAGAAAAAUUGCUCUAAUUGUCAAGCCAAUGAAUUCACAUGUAAAAAUCAUAUGUGUAUCUCAAAGACGAAAAGAUGUGAUGGCAAGCCAGAUUGUUUGGACGCCUCUGAUGAAAUGAACUGCGUACGGAGAGAUGAAGAAAGCAACAUAGAACUUUAUUAUAAUGGCAACUGGACGUCCCUCUGUGGUAAUGGAUUCAAUGAAGCCCUUUAUUCUACCUUGUGUUUGAUUAUGGGGCAAGGAGUUGCCAAACGAAAAACAGUUAGCAGUUCUAAUUCUGUUGGAUUGAUACCAAUUCCAAAUCCUUCCAAAGUAACUGCUAUAGGAAAGUAUAAUUUGUCACUCUCUUCCAAACCUUGUCCAAAAUUGAAACUUGAAUGCUACGAACAAGAAUGUGGUAGACGAUCACAAAAAAAGUUUGAACCUUUUGUGCAAUAUGGCAACCAGGCUGUUCCAACGGAAUAUCCAUGGCAAGCAAUGUUGCUGAGAAAUGGAAACUUCCACUGUGGAGCAUCUAUCUUCAAUAGUCGUUGGCUUAUAACAGCUGAACAUUGCGUGGUAGAAAAAUAUGUGAAGUAUGAAGUGGUGGCAGGCCUGCUUCUAAUACAGGACCUUGACAAAUUUCCCAAAAUCAAAGUGAUAGAUAUCAUUCACAGUAUGAAUUAUGCCAGCCAUAAAGGCAUUCCAGUCAAUGAUAUUGCUCUUAUUUUAUUGGAGAAGGACCUUGUUUUUAAUGACUAUAUUCAACCAGUGUGUUUACCAUCGAAGGUGUACACAGCACAAAAUUAUUGCUAUCUAUCUGGAUGGGGUAGAGAUGAAAACUUGGUUGGUCAGUCUCAUCUGAAGGAGACUAAAGUCUAUGCCAUCAGUAAUGAAGUAUGCAAGAAAUACUAUGAUAAUGUUACAGAUAAUUCCUUCAUCUGUUUCCGCCAUAAUAAACCAAACAUGCCAAGUUGCUAUGGUGAUAGCGGUGGUCCACUUGUUUGUAGGAAUGACAGGGGACGCUUUGAGUUGGUUGGUGUGGUCAGUUUUGGUUUACCCCUUUGUGCAGCUACCAAUGGAACACCUGCUGCUUUCACAAAUGUCUUGAAUUUCCGUGGAUGGAUUGUUGAUCAGACCAGAUGUAGAAUGUGGUGUCCAAAUGGCAAGUGUCUUUAUAAAGCUGAAACAUGCGAUGGGAUCGACCACUGCACUGACAGAAGUGAUGAGUCACACCCCAAGUGUAAUCCAACAGUUACCUGUGAUUUUGACAAACCUUAUAAAUGUGGUUAUAGAAAUGAUUCGUUUAAUACCUGGUACUGGUCAAGUCCACAUUGGUCAAUUCCUUACAUGAAAGCAAAACCAAUGACUGGAAGAGAUACAGAGACAGAAAAAUACAUGUUAGCAUCAGUAAAUGCCACAAAGCUCUCUCCAGCAAGAAUUAUUUCUCCAAAUAUCAAUGUGUUGGAUCAGAAUUGUACAGUUUGCAAUUCCACUGAAUUCCAGUGUAAUACUGGUCAAUGCAUCAAUGCAAGACAUGUUUGUGAUAGAAUCCUGCAUUGUUCUGAUGGCAGUGAUGAGUUGAAUUGUUUGAAAACAACUCCACCAGUAUCUUGCAGCAGUGACCAUUUCCAGUGUGCAAAUGGAAAAUGUGUUUUGAAAGACAAAAAGUGUGAUGGUAUUAAAGACUGUACAGAUGGUAGUGAUGAAAAUCAAUGUAACAAGCCUCCUGGAAGCACAUGA
Messenger RNA from Acanthosepion pharaonis, 6192 nucleotides. The record is from the annotation of a GenBank genome assembly. NCBI's taxonomy places the organism in Eukaryota, Metazoa, Mollusca, Cephalopoda, Sepiida, Sepiidae.